Molecule: messenger RNA, 2511 nt
Organism: Mercurialis annua (annual mercury)
Lineage: Eukaryota; Viridiplantae; Streptophyta; Magnoliopsida; Malpighiales; Euphorbiaceae
Exons: 1
Coding region: 1-2511 (836 amino acids)
Source: RefSeq, a predicted model, not a curated record
AUGAGCAGAGUAGAAGGAGAUGAUCCCGCAAUCGGAGACAAUAAUACGCAAAGCAGUAGAACGGGAGAGGGGCUCAACGCUCCGCCGAGAAGAGCCACGGGCGAAAGCUCGUUUUGCCCGGUCACUACAUCGGAAGGAGGUAUUCACCCAGGCCCUAUAUCAGGGGUCACCACUCAUUACCCGUGGGGAAUGCCAUCAUCGAGUAACAUUCCCCCAACAUCAUACUUCACCCCUACGCACCAAACUACUCAAAAUUUUUUAAGACCGGGUGUAACCCCCAUCAACCUCACAUUCACCCCAAGCACCACCCCCGCACCCAGACAAACCACCACAGAAAUCCAAAAUCCUACGCCAGCACAAAUCCAAGAAUACAUCGAGUUUCAUACUCGGCAACUAGCUUUCCUUCAACAGGUACAACAGGCCCAUACUCGGCCAACAGCCCCAACCGCAACUCAGGAUAACACUACCACUCCACCAUACAUACCGACCGCACCACCUCACCCACAGGAAUUCUACCAAGGCCAAACAACACCUGAGGAAGCAAACCGCGAGAAAAAUCCACGUGAACAAAACCCAGAGCCAGCGCAGGUCGGACAUAAAACUCCAGAGGGACAUAAAAAGACACCAAAACGGGUUGAGAUCGAAGAAAGCGUGCACAGCUCGGGUGCUGAUUCACCAAAGAAAAAAAACCUGGAGCAAGAAAUCACCGAAAGGGUCAGAACCGAGAUGGAAAAAUGUAGGAGGAAAGAGCCGAGAAACACAAGCUUCCUGAACAUCGGAAACCCACUGUCGGCCGAAAUACGAGAAGAACCCUUCCUUUUAAACUACAAAACACCGCAGUUAGACGAUUACAAUGGAACAGGGGACCCGAUCACACACUUGAGUUGUUUCCAAGUGGUCAUGAUGGUACAAUGUUGGUCCGAGGCUGCCGUCUGCAAACUCUUCCCAACUACCCUAAAAGGACCAGCUGCCAUCUGGUAUCAAAGCCUAAAAGAAGGCUCUAUUCGAAGUUUCGACGAGCUGGCAAGAGCUUUCCGAACGCAUUUCGCACCAAGCAUACAACGGAAGAAAAAGUCCAGUGACUUAAAACUUUGCUACCAGAAGCCAGGAGAAAGUCUACAGAGUUUUAUCGGCCGAUUCAAUGCAGAAGCGGUCGAAGUGGGGAAUUUGAAUGAUGAUACCGUGAUAGAUGCAAUGAAAGACAACACAACAAUGAUGGCCUUCCGGGAUAACCUGAUAACAAACCCAGUACAAACUUACUCCCAGCUUAUGGACCGAGCCUGGAACUAUAUAAAUUUGGACGAAGAACAACGGCGAAAAGCCGCACAAACUACAGCACCGUUCCGCACACCGAGGCCCACCUUUGAUCAGAGUGCUAGGCACGACAGGUUCGGACCAAGAAACCAACAACAAGUCGGUCCACAGCGAGCAGACCCACAUCGACCAGUGAAAGUAGAAGACCAAGCCUUCAUUCCACUCAAUACACCGAGAUCACACAUCUUGAUGUGGAUACAAAAUAACAAUGAGCCAGUGAGAUACCCACCCAAAUUACAAUAUGAGGGAGACAGGAAAAAAUAUUGUCAGUUCCACGACGGCCAUGGCCAUGUCACCGACGAAUGCGGAAGUCUGAAGAAAGAAAUAGACCGUUUGGUACAAGUCGGUCGGUUAAAAGACUUUGUGGCACAGAGAAAAAGUUACAACUCAGGAGGAAGAAACCAAAGGGAUAAAAAUGGAAAAAGAGAGGAAGCACCGCCACCAAAAAGACAAAACGUGUCAGGAAUAAUUAACACCAUAGCAGGCGGAAUGACGGACCCAGAAUACAAGCGAGGAAGGCGCAAAAGGCAGAAGACGGUAAUGAACAUAUCAGUGGCUAAAGCUAUACCAGAAGUAAAGUUCGGCCCAACUGAUGAGGAAGGAAUUGAUUUUCCCCACCAAGACCCGCUGGUAAUCUCGGGCUUGAUAGAAAAUUUCUGGGUAAUGAGACAGCUAGUGGACGAAGGAAGCUCAGUUAACCUCAUCACGAAACAGGCAUAUCUCGGAAUCGGCUGCUCAAUACUGAACCUCAAACCAGUCAAAACCCCCUUAGUUGGCCUAGGGGGAACACCGGUACAAGCGGAAGGAGUAGCGGAAUUAACGGUACAGCUGGGGAAAGAAAACGGAUCCACAGAAGGGGGCCUGGUCGGCAUCACUAAGAAGUUUAAAACACUGUUUAUGGUUGUUGAUAUGCCGCUUGCUUACAACGUCAUACUCGGCAGACCAAUGUUAUAUAGUACGGGAGCUGUCACAUGCAUUAAAUACUUGUGCAUGAAAAUACCAACCGAGGAAGGAGUGGUAACAGUCAGGGGAAGACAAGACAUAGCCAAGCAGUGCUACCUGGUAUCAAUGAGAGCAGUAUCAGAAACCCUAGCCAUUGAAACAAUGGAGAUACCAUACUCGGAUGAAGGCAAGCUCGAACCAAACGGAAAGUUGGAAAGAGUUAGUCUGGCAGGAAUAACACCAAGAUCGGUCUAG